Rodentolepis nana is the source of this 525-nucleotide messenger RNA. The record is from the annotation of a GenBank genome assembly. Lineage: Eukaryota; Metazoa; Platyhelminthes; Cestoda; Cyclophyllidea; Hymenolepididae.
GUCUCCUUUACAUCUUUGGAACUCUUCUGUUCCCCCCCCCCCUCAAAUUGUUUCACUUUGAUGUUCCUUCCCCUCUGUGAAGCUCAGCCAUCCUAUUGCGGUUUCUCAGCCAUGGUGAUGGUGCUGAAUUCCUUUGAGCUGGAUCCGGGUCGUGUAUGGAAGGCGCCUUGGAGAUGGUACCACGAAGAUAUGCUCACCUGCUGUCUCACUGAAGAGGACUCGUUUAAGGACGGCAUCACUAUUGAUCAAUUCCAGUCGAUUGCCAAGUGCAAUGGUCUCAAUGUGAGUUGGAAUUUUCGUGAUAGUGGCCAUAGUUUUUGGCCAUUCGCGAGUAUAUCGUUCCUAUCAUCUAAUUUAACUGAUUCAUAUUACCUCGCAAUUUUAACAAAUCGCUUCUCAGAGAGAGAGAGGAACAUCAAAGUUACAGAAUUGGAGAGGGGGGAACAGAAGAGUGAGUCACAGAUGCAAAAGAGACAGGCAGACACAAAGGUGGAGAGUAGGGUAAGGUGUAAACUGUGGAAGUGA